Tachyglossus aculeatus (Australian echidna) is the source of this 3640-nucleotide messenger RNA. It is a transcript of the gene AMPD2, whose product is annotated as adenosine monophosphate deaminase 2. NCBI's taxonomy places the organism in Eukaryota, Metazoa, Chordata, Mammalia, Monotremata, Tachyglossidae. The transcript has 18 exons. Gene Ontology annotation, biological process: IMP salvage; AMP metabolic process. The record is from RefSeq and is a predicted model, not a curated record. Bases 174 to 2657 code for a protein of 827 amino acids. Gene Ontology annotation, cellular component: cytosol. Gene Ontology annotation, molecular function: AMP deaminase activity.
CCCUGCAUCAAUCAUUUCUGGAAACUGGCAGGAGGGGAGGAGUAACCGUAGGAGUGUGCGUGUGUGACAGUGGGUGGCUGUGUAUGUGUGUGAGUGUUUGUGGAGCAGAGCUGCUUGGGCUCGAGGCAAGCUAGAGCCGUGCAGCUCCCAGGCAGCGGCUACCUACUCCGGACAUGGCAUCGUCUCCAGCGGCACCUGGCAAGCCCAAAGUCAAAUACCCAUUUAAGAAGAGGGCCAGCCUGCAGGCCGCCCCUGCCUCAGAAGCACGUGGCAGGUUGGGGGCACCCCCACUCCAGUCAGCUCGCUCUCUGCCGGGCCCCCCUUCCUGCAUCAAGCAUCACCCCCUGGACCUGCGCACGUCCAUGGAUGGCAAAUGCAAGGAGAUUGCUGAGGAGCUGUUCAGCCGCUCGUUGGCGGAGAGCGAGCUGCGCAGUGCCCCGUACGAGUUCCCCGAGGAGAGCCCCAUUGAGCAGCUGGAGGAGCGCCGGCAGCGGCUCGAGCGGCAGAUCAGCCAGGAUGUCAAGUUGGAGCCGGACAUCUUGUGGCGAGCCAAGCAGGACUUCCUGAAGACAGACAGUGACUCAGACCUGCUGCUCUUCAAGGAGAAGAGCGAGGACCAGGGUGACCACGGCCCCUGGGAGAGGGAUGGACUCCCGGAGCGGGAGUUCCAGCGGGUGUCCAUCUCUGGGGAAGAGAAGUGCGGGGUGCCCUUCACAGACCUCUUGGAUGCUGCCAAGAGCGUGGUGCGGGCCCUGUUCAUCCGGGAGAAGUACAUGGCACUGGCACUGCAAAGCUUCUGCCCAACCACCCGGCGCUAUCUGCAGCAGCUGGCGGAAAAGCCCCUGGAGACCCGCGCCUACGAGCUGGGGCCUGAGACCCCUGUGGCAGCUGAUGCCCCUAUCCACCCCCCGGUGACCGAGCAGCACCCCUAUGAGCACUGCGAGCUGGCCUCCAUGCCCGAAGACCUGGGCUUUGGGUUGCGCAUGGUCAAUGGGGUCGUCCAUGUCUACACCGGCCGCGGGGAGCUGGAGGAACAGAACUCCGAACUGGAGCUGCCCUACCCUGACCUGCAGGAGUUCGUGGCUGACGUCAAUGUGCUGAUGGCUUUGAUCAUCAACGGUCCCAUCAAGUCCUUCUGUUACCGCCGGCUGCAGUACCUGAGUUCCAAGUUCCAAAUGCACGUGCUGCUGAACGAGAUGAAGGAACUGGCGGCCCAGAAGAAGGUGCCACACCGCGACUUCUACAACAUCCGCAAGGUGGACACACACAUCCACGCCUCUUCCUGCAUGAACCAGAAGCACCUGCUGCGCUUCAUCAAGCGGGCGAUGAAGCGGCACCUGGAGGAGAUCGUGCAUGUGGAGCAGGGCCGGGAGCAGACACUGCGCGAGGUCUUCGAGAGCAUGAACCUCACGGCCUACGACCUCAGCGUCGACACGCUCGAUGUGCACGCGGACAGGAACACCUUCCAUCGCUUUGACAAGUUCAACGCCAAGUACAACCCCAUCGGGGAGUCGGUUCUGCGGGAGAUUUUCAUUAAGACCGACAACAGGGUCUCGGGGAAAUACUUUGCCCACAUCGUUAAGGAAGUGAUGUCAGACCUAGAGGAGAGCAAGUACCAGAACGCGGAGCUGCGGCUCUCGGUGUAUGGACGCUCGCGGGACGAGUGGGACAAGCUGGCGCGCUGGGCCGUGGAGCACCGGGUGCACUCCCACAACGUGCGCUGGCUGGUGCAGGUGCCCCGCCUCUUUGACGUGUACCGCACAAAGGGCCAGCUGGCCAACUUCCAGGAGAUGCUAGAAAACAUCUUCCUGCCCCUGUUCGAGGCAACGGUCCACCCGGCCAGCCACCCCGAGUUGCAUCUCUUCCUAGAACACGUGGAUGGCUUCGACAGCGUGGACGACGAGUCCAAGCCCGAGCAUCACGUGUUCAACCUGGAGAGCCCCCUGCCCGGGGCCUGGCUGGAGGAGGAUAAUCCCCCCUACUCUUACUACCUGUACUACACUUACGCCAACAUGGCCGUGCUCAACCAUCUGCGCAGGAAGCGCGGGUUCCACACGUUCGUGCUACGGCCGCACUGCGGGGAGGCCGGGCCCGUCCAUCACCUGGUGACGGCCUUCAUGUUGGCGGAGAACAUCUCGCACGGACUACUGCUGCGCAAGGCCCCGGUGCUGCAGUACCUGUACUACCUGGCCCAGAUAGGCAUCGCCAUGUCCCCGCUCAGCAACAACAGUCUGUUCCUCAGCUACCACCGUAACCCCCUGCCCGAGUACCUGUCCCGGGGCCUCGUCGUCUCCCUGUCCACCGACGACCCCCUUCAGUUCCACUUCACCAAGGAACCACUGAUGGAGGAGUACAGCAUCGCCACCCAAGUGUGGAAGCUGAGCUCCUGCGACAUGUGCGAGCUGGCCCGCAACAGCGUGCUCAUGAGCGGCUUCUCCCACAAGGUGAAGAGCCACUGGCUGGGGCCCAGUUAUACCAAGGAGGGGCCGGAGGGCAAUGAUAUCCGCCGCACCAACGUGCCCGACAUCCGCGUCAGCUACCGGCACGAGACGCUGUGCCAGGAGCUGGCCCUCAUCACCCAGGCCGUGCAGAGCCAAGACCUGGAGCCCAUCCCCGAGGAGGACGGGGGCCUCUCCAUGGGGACCCCCACGCCCUGAGGAGCGGCCUGCCGGACGGCGGCCCGCGGCCCCUCCACCUGACGGCCGCCUUGUCUUUCCCUCCUGCCCGGACAGCCGGGGGAUUCCCGGAACUUCGGCCUCGCUGUCGUCUGUGUGCUCCGUGGGUUGCGUGCGUGCUAUGCCGGGAUGGGGCCGUGCCUCUUGGCGGGCAGAGGCAGAGCCCGGGUCCUGGGCCUUGAGCCGACUGGGGGCCUGGCUCCCAUCUGGUCCCUUGGCUCCUUUCCGGUCCACGGGGCUCGGUAGGGUUGGGGAGAGGCGGCGCCCCGUGAUCGGGGGUCUGGCAGCGGAAAUGGAGGGAGAUUUAGUGGCCUGCCCAGCUCCCCCCAGGAGCCCUUUUGUGGUCCCCGCCGGUUGCAGCUCUGUGCCCCUGAUAGGGGCUGGGUCCGGCUCACACUAACUGCCGGGGAAUUCAGACGGCCUCAGGCUAGCUCCCGCCAUCCCGGCAGGCGCCCCGGGAGCCCAGCUUAAUAAACGAGCAUAGCGCUCCUUUACUGCCGGACCCAUGGCCUGCGAGGUGGGAGUGUGGCUGGGGCCUGGUCCCUCUGGGCACUUGGUUGUGGUGGGGCUGGUGGCCUCUGCCAGCCCUCAGCCCCUUGCCCCCUGCCCUCUAGGAAGCCGGUUGCUCUUCUGAGGGACAACAAAGAGGUCCUUAUUCAGCUCCGGGAUCACCCCACCUUCCUAACUGCCUAGGUCCUGGGGCCAGGCUCAGUCUGCCUGCCUGCUGCUUGCGGCUGAAGGGUUACUGGGCUCUGUGCCAAGGGGCUGGGGCCAGGCCUCAGAGGGACCAGUGUCCUCCUCCACUCCCCCUCGGGGGUCUUUGCUGAGGCUUCCUGGUCCCCGCCCCAGCCCUGCCUGACUGCCUGUUGUGUAUCAGAGCCGCUCUGCGCGUUGCCGCCUUCCCGCUUCCCCAUCUCCCUUCCUCCCUUCCCCCCGCCCCACCACCCGUGCCCUAUAGCAUGAUA